Messenger RNA from Erigeron canadensis, 4203 nucleotides. RefSeq lists its product as uncharacterized. Bases 1 to 4203 code for a protein of 1400 amino acids. Gene Ontology annotation, molecular function: helicase activity; ATP binding. The record is from RefSeq and is a predicted model, not a curated record. The transcript has 10 exons. NCBI's taxonomy places the organism in Eukaryota, Viridiplantae, Streptophyta, Magnoliopsida, Asterales, Asteraceae.
AUGGAAGCUGAAGAAGGAGGAAAGGUUAAGAAGAAAAAAGAAGAGUUUGCAGAUAUAAUAUUUUCAUGGUCUCUUAAUGACAUUCUUAAUCAAGACCUUUACAAAAACCAGGUGGACAAGAUACCCCUUACUUUUGAUUCGGAACAACAGUAUUUCACUUCUUUUGUUUAUCCUUUGCUUGAGGAGACACGUGCUGAACUAGCUUGCUCUUUGGAGAUCAUACAUAGAUAUCCAUCUGCUCACAUUCUCUCUAUUCACGAGGCCCCACGCGAUGGAAAAGCUGUGUAUGAUGUUGAAGUUGGUCCAUGGAAAAAUAAAACUUUUGAACGUGGCAAACCGCCUUACCAGACAUUACCUGGUGAUCUUCUCAUUUUCAUGCAUGGGAAAGCAGAGUCAGUUUCUGAUUUGCAACACAUGGGAAGUACAUGGGCUUUUUUGUUAGUAAGCAAAAUUACAGAGAAUGAUCAUGAAGACGAUUUUGAAGCUACAGCAUCACGAUUUACAGUUAAAGCUUCACAACCUCUUAAAUUCCAAGAUGGGUUGUUUGUUGUUUUCUUAAAAAAUAUUAAAAUCCAUACAAGGAUUUGGGAUUCAUUGCAUAUAAAUGGAAAUCAGAACAUCAUUAAAGCGGUUCUUGAUCCUCAUUCUAUGGUUAAGGAGAAUUGCAAUACCUGUUCUUUUGACUUCGAUAGUGUAUAUCCUCAAGAUAGAAAUCUGUUGGAUAAGCUGAACGAGUCACAAAGAGCAGCAGUUAUGGCGUCCCUUGUUAAAACGGAAUGUUGUCACAAUUCAUAUGUGGAACAAAUAUGGGGACCACCAGGUACAGGAAAAACUACAACAGUUAGUGUUUUGCUAUAUUUUCUCUUGCAAAUGAACCGUAGGACUCUUACUUGUGCACCAACAAACGUUGCUCUGUUACAACUAGCUUCACGCAUGCUAAGUUUGGUUAAGGAAUCAUCUAAAACUACAACAGCUAAUGGUGAUUCCUUUUGUGCUUUUGGAGAUAUCCUUUUGUUUGGCAACAAAGAACGGUUAAAAGUUGGUGCAGAGAUGGAAGACAUAUAUUUGGAGCAUCGGAUUGAAAGGCUUACAGAGUGCCUCGGGUCUUUGACUGGUUGGAAGCAUUGGAUGAGGUCUAUGAAUGAUUUACUUGAAAACUGUGUAUCUCAGUAUUACGUCUCUCUAGAAAAUGAGUUGUUCAAUGAAAACCAACUUGCAAAUAAAAAUAAAAAUGAAAGUAAAACCAGCAAAUUGCAAGUCAAAUCAUUCCUUGAGUUUGUGCAAGAUCAAUUUGUUUCUUCUGUAAUGCCACUUAGAAGAUGCAUUUUUACAUUCUUGACUCAUGUCCCAAGAAGCUUCAUGAAGGAAUACAAUUUUCAUAGUCUGAUACAUCUUUUGGAUAACUUAAGUUCAUUUGAAUCGUUGUUGUUCGGGGAGAAAUUGGUUUCAAAAGAACUUGAGCACCUUUUCUCAUCUAAACCGUUGCCUGAUGAGUUGGAGAAUAUGUCGUUGAUUAAUUCUGUUAGAGCCAUGUCGAUAUCAAUUAUAAGAGGACUGCAAAUAUCUCUUGAAACACUAGGUCUUCCAGAUGUUGUAAACAGACAUGUAAUAGUAGAGUUCUGUUUCAAAAGAGCUUCUCUUAUAUUUUGCACAACAUCGAGUUCCUACAAGUUGCAUGUGGUUCCAAUGAAGCCUUUGAACAUUUUGGUCAUAGAUGAAGCUGCACAGUUAAAAGAGGCCGAGUCCACUAUUCCUCUUCAGCUUCCUGGGAUGAAGCAUGCUAUUCUCAUUGGAGAUGAGUGCCAAUUACCUGCAAUGGUGACAAGCAAUGUAUGUAUUGAAUCUGGCUUUGGACGGAGCUUAUUUGACAGACUGAGUUAUGUAUGCCAUUCUCGGCAUCUACUAAAUGUUCAGUACCGAAUGCAUCCUUCCAUCAGUUUUUUCCCUAAUUGGAGGUUUUAUCAAAAUCAGAUCCUUGAUGCAGAAAAUGUAUUAUGUGAAAGUGAUGAAAAGCGAUAUCUUUCAGGACCAAUGUUUGCAUGGAAAGACUCGAAGAAGAAGCUUACUGUAGGUGUUAUAUCUCCUUAUGCUGCCCAAGUUGUUACAAUUCAAGAAAAACUUGCACACAAGUAUGAGAAACUUGAUGGUUUUUCAGUAAAUGUGAAAUCGAUUGAUGAGUUUCAGGGUAGAGAAGAAGAUGUAGUUAUUUUAUCGACAGUCAGAUCUAAUAGCCGUGGAUCUGUUGGAUUCAUGUCUAGCCCACAAAGGACUAAUGCUGCCCUCACCAGAGCACGACAUUGUCUAUGGAUUUUGGGAAACGAAAGAACUCUGACUAAUAGUGAAUCUGUAUGGGAAGAACUAGUUCAAGAUGCAAGAAAUCGCCAUUGUUUGUUUGAUGCUGAUUCUGAUGAAUGCUUGAAUAUGACUGUUAUAAAUACAAAGAAAGAGCUAGAGCAACUUGAUGAUCUGGUUAACGAAAAUAGUAUCCUUUUUAAACAUGCAAAAUGGAAGGUCCUGUUUAGCGAUGACUUCAGAAGAUCAUUUGGAAAACUGACUACUACUAGAUUAAAGAAGCUUGUUUUAAAUCUUUUGUUGAGACUCUCUGGUGGCUGGCGGCCUAAAAAAAGAAGUGUAGACUUGCACUGUGAAAAAUCCUCGCAUAUUCUGAAACAGUUUAAGGUUGCAGGGUUAUAUGCUAUAUGCACAAUUGACAUCAUCAAGGAAUUCGAUUAUGUACAAGUUUUGAAGGUUUGGGAUUUAUUACCUUUUGAAGAGAUUCCAAAACUCACAAAGCGUCUUGAGAAUAUAUUUUCUGCAUACACGGAUGAUUAUAUUAAUCGUUGUACUGAAAAAUGUGUGGAGAGGAAUUUGGAUGUUCCUAAGAGUUGGAUGGCAUCCGAAGAAAUUACAAGAUUUUGUUUUGUAAGGAAUACUGAACUGAGCUCUGGUGAUAGUGAAAUUCAUGUUGAAAACUCAAAGGUGAAUGAAAGCUUGUUGCUUAUAAAGUUCUACCCCUUGUCAGAUGGGGUUGUGAAACAUUUGCUUUCUGAUAAAGAACAACUCGAUCUACCCAUGCAAGUCAGUGAUGAACAAAUGGAGAUCAUUCUAUUUUCGAAAAGCUCUUUCAUAAUUGGGCGUUCGGGAACCGGAAAAACCACUAUAUUGACUAUGAAGCUGUUCCAAAAUGAACAGUCUUUUUAUUUUGCUUCUGAAGGGAUUUAUGAAGGGGAUAGGAACAGUAUCAGUGGUUCAAAAGGUGUUGAUGAAUCUAAAGACCGAAAACCAAGUGUUCUCCGCCAACUUUUUGUGACUGUCAGCCCAAAUUUGUGUCAUGUUGUGAAGCAACAUGUUUCCCACCUCACAAGCAUUUCAUGUAAUGGGAAUACAUCAUUAGAGGUCAAUCUUGAUGAUCCCGACUUGAUAUCAGAAUUCAGUGAUAUCGCAGACACAUUUAUUGACAUUCCAGUGAAAAAAUACCCCCUUUUUAUAACAUUUCAUAAGUUUCUUAUGAUGUUGGAUGGCACUUUGGGGAAUUCUUUCUUUGAAAGGUUUCCAAAGGCAAGAGAAGCUUCUCAUGGUAACCAUACAAGUUCAAGAUCCGUUGCAUUGCAAACUUUUUUAAGACUAAGAGAGGUUACAUAUGACAGAUUUUGUACACUUUACUGGCCUCAUUUUAACUCAAGUCUUACCAAGAAACUUGAUCCCUCCAGAGUGUUCACGGAAAUUAUAUCACACAUAAAAGGAGGCUUGCAUGCAGGGGAUUCCAGUGACGGAAAGCUAAAUUAUGAGUGUUACUGUUUAUUAGCUGAAAGUCGUUCGUCCAAUUUAACAAUAGAGAAAAGAGAAACCAUUUACUACCUCUUUCAAGCAUAUGAAAGGAUGAAAAAUGAGCGAGGUGAAUUUGAUUUGGGUGAUUUAGUGAGUGACCUCCAUCACCGACUUAAAAAUGGACGCUAUGAAGGAGAUAUUAUUGAUUUUGUGUAUAUUGAUGAAGUUCAAGAUCUUAGUAUGAGGCAGAUUUCCCUUUUCAAAUAUAUAUGCCAAAAUGUCGAUGAGGGCUUUAUUUUUGCGGGCGACACUGCACAAACCAUUGCCAGAGGGAUUGAAUUUAGAUUUCAGGAUAUUCGAUCUCUAUUUUAUAAAGAGUUUUUAACCGCCAGGAUAACUGGAAAACAAGAAAAAGCUCUGUCUUAUAUCCGGUGA